Molecule: messenger RNA, 408 nt
Organism: Coffea arabica (coffee)
Lineage: Eukaryota; Viridiplantae; Streptophyta; Magnoliopsida; Gentianales; Rubiaceae
Source: RefSeq, a predicted model, not a curated record
AUGACGGGAAAAGGGAAGAAAUUACAUUCGAGAUUUGUGGGACCCUAUAAGGUUAUUCAACGCGUAGGGAGUGUAGCUUACAAGUUGGAAUUGCCUUUGAGUUUGUUCAGGAUUCAUAAUGUCUUCCAUGUCUCCAUGCUUAAGAAAUAUCAUCCCGACCUGUCUCAUGGGUUACGACCAGAAGAGGUAGAGAUUGAUGAGAAUUUGUCCUAUGAAGAAAGACCAGUAAAGAUUUUAGAUCCAAAAAUGAAGGAGUUAGGACGCAAGCAAAUCCCUCUAGUGAAGGUUUUAUGGAGAAACCAGGGAGUGGAGGAAGCGACUUGGGAAGUAGAAGAGGAGAUCCAGAAGAAAUAUCCAGAGUUGUUUCUGAAUCAAGGUGGUCACGAGGAUGCCGAAGAGCUCGUCUGA